AUGGCCAUGCGCGGGCCAAGUGUGGUUGCGCAGAGGGCGUGGAGCAGUUUGGGCAAUGGAGCACUCUUCACCCACAGAAUACACCAGUCGCCAGCCCAGCAACUUCUCUCGCGGCUGUCACAACUGAACACCGCACGGCCUUCCUCGCCUAGAAUAUUAGGCCUCUGCCAAGCACGAUGCAUCUCGAGCGCUACCCAGCAACGACCAACAACUGCUCUGGUCAAGCAGUCGGCUUCCUCAAUACUCGCGCAGAAACGUGUGCUGCAAACAUCUCAAUCUCAGCAGGAGAGCCUCAACGUGGUGCAGCAUGGCGAUAAAGCUACGGCAUACAAGAAUGAGGUCAAGAGCGGCGAUCCCGCAGACGCUGAAGAGGAAGAGCUGGAUUUCAAGAAGACUGAAAAGGCCAGCCAGGCUUCCCAGGUGAACUUGAGCGCGAAGUUGUCGAGCACGGGAAAGGACGGGCAGAAAAAGACCAAAGGAGGCUGGCGUGAGGUGACGAGACUGCUGAGGAUUGCCCGACCAGAAGUCAAGACUCUGGCUCUGGCCUUCGUCUUUCUUCUCAUUAGCAGCAGUGUCACAAUGUCCGUUCCCUUUAGCAUCGGACGAAUUCUGGAUAUGGCCACGAAAGAGGAAGGAACACUUUUUGGGCUCACUUUGUCGCAAUUCUGCAUCGCGUUGGGAACUUUGCUGUCUUUGGGCGCCUUGGCCAAUUACGGGCGUAUCAUUCUUCUUCGAAUUGUUGGCGAGCGUAUCGUCACAAAGCUGCGAAGCACAUUGUUCAAACGGACGUACAUCCAGAACGCCGAAUUUUUCGAUGCCAACCGGACUGGAGACUUGAUCAGCAGGCUGGGAAGUGAUACAAUCAUCGUUGGCAAGUCGAUCACUCAAAACUUAUCGGAUGGUCUGCGAUCAAUGGUCUCUGCAGGUGCUGCGAUGGGCAUGAUGAGCUAUGUCAGCUUCAAGCUGAUUGGUGUCCUUGCUUUUGCCUUUCCGCCUAUUGCUGUAGGUGCCUUUCUCUACGGACGAGCAGUCAGAGAUCUAUCGCGUCGAAUCCAGAAGAAUUUGGGAACGUUGACGAAGAUUGCUGAAGAGCGACUGGGCAAUGUACGCACCAGUCAAGCCUUUGCUGGCGAAUUACAAGAAGUACACCGGUACAACAACCAAGUGCGCAAGAUUUUUGGACUGGGCAAGCGAGAGGCCUUCAUCUCAGCGACUUUCUUCUCCUUUUCUGGAUUCAUGGGCAAUGCUACCUUCAUCACCCUACUUUACGUCGGCAGCGGCAUGGUUAGAUCGGGCGCCAUGACCAUUGGUGACUUGACAACAUUUCUCAUGUACACGGGCUAUGCAGGUAGCAGCAUCUUCGGUCUGUCAAGCUUCUACUCAGAGCUCAUGAAGGGUGUGGGUGCAGCUACGAGACUAUUUGAGCUUCAGGACCGUGAUCCAACCAUCAGUCCGACAAAGGGAGACAUGGUCAAGAGUGCUCGCGGCAUGAUCGAGUUUAAGGACGUUGCAUUUUCAUACCCUACGCGACCGGCUGUGACAAUCUUCGAUGGUCUGAACUUCAGAAUCCCGCAAGGCAGUAAUGUUGCCAUUGUUGCACCCUCUGGAGCCGGCAAGUCCACAGUUGCAAGCUUACUCAUGCGAUUUUACACUCCGACGAGAGGCGAAAUCACGAUCGGCGGCAAGAACAUCAACGAGAUGAACGCAAAGCAGCUACGCAGAAGAAUCGGCUAUGUCGGCCAAGAGCCAGUCCUGUUUUCAGGCACCAUCGCUGAGAACAUUGCGUAUGGUAAGCCACUGGCUUCCAGGAGUGAGAUUGUCGGUGCCGCUCGUCGUGCGAACUGUCAGUUUAUUAGUGAUUUUCCUGAUGGUCUCGAGACGUUCGUUGGCGCCCGUGGUGCUCAGCUGUCGGGUGGCCAAAAGCAGCGCAUUGCAAUUGCACGCGCGCUGCUGAAGAAUCCCGAUAUCCUCAUCCUGGACGAAGCGACAUCGGCGCUCGAUGCUGAGUCCGAGACACUUGUCAACCAGGCACUACAAGCUCUCCUUCGUGGUGAUAAUACUACCAUAUCGAUUGCUCAUCGUUUGUCCACGAUUCAGCGGAGUGACACCAUCAUCGUGAUCGGCACUGAUGGCAAAGUGGCUCAGAUGGGCCCAUACCGUGAUCUGGCAGCGGACAAAGAAGGCGCAUUCGCAAAGUUGAUGGAGUGGCAGAUGAGCGGCGGUCAUGCGGCACAACAGCCGCCGAGGAAGCAAGAGGAGGAGGAAAAGGAGCUCACUGAAGAGGAGCGCAUGAGAGCACGAAUGAAGGAACAUGCGCGAGAACGAGGCGAACAGGACGGUGAAGAUGGAGAGCAUGAUGGACAUGAUGACUUGGUUGAUGAGCCCGAGUGGGAGGGUGUCAAGGUGAAGAAAGAUGAGCAGUCUGCCUCAGAGGACCCGGUGAUGAGAGCCGGACUGCGAGAUGGAGGAUACUCCAGAAAAGGAUACUAGACUCACCUCACUUGUAUUGCAUAACACUUCUGUAGCAUGAAACGGCCAUGCUACCAGAUAAUUUUUGGGUUGUCGCUGCGAUCGAUGAGAUCGUGGAAGCGACACAUACUUAAUAAUUGUACAGCAUCGGCAGACUCACAUAGAGAAGCAAUGUAUAGUUCUCAGCUCAGU
This is a messenger RNA of Pseudocercospora fijiensis CIRAD86, 2661 nucleotides long. RefSeq names its product ABC transporter, ABC-B family, TAP-MDL type. Gene Ontology annotation, biological process: transmembrane transport. Gene Ontology annotation, molecular function: ABC-type oligopeptide transporter activity; ATP binding; ATP hydrolysis activity. The transcript is spliced from 2 exons. Gene Ontology annotation, cellular component: membrane. The record is from RefSeq and is a predicted model, not a curated record. Lineage: Eukaryota; Fungi; Ascomycota; Dothideomycetes; Mycosphaerellales; Mycosphaerellaceae. Bases 1 to 2490 code for a protein of 829 amino acids.